AAAGUGUUGUCCGGACUGGAAGGGGGGGGUGUCCGGAAGGUGGAAGGGGGAAAGUGUCCGGACUGGAAGGGGGGGGGGGGAAAGUGUCCGGACUGGAAAGGGGGGGUGAAAGUGUCCGGACUGGAAGGGGGUGAAAGGGGAAAGUGUCCGGACUGGAAGGGGGGGGGGGAAAGUGUCCGGACUGGAAGGGGGGGAAAGUGUCCCGGACUGGAAGGGGGGGGAAAGUGUCCGGGGGGGGAAGGGGGGGAAAGUGUCCGGACUGGAAGGGGGGGAAAGUGUCCGGACUGGAAGGGGGGUGUCCGGACUGGAAGGGGGGAAAGUGUCCGGACUGGAAGGGGGGGAAGUGUCCGGACUGGAAGGGGGGGAAGUGUCCGGACUGGAAGGGGGGGAAAGUGUCCGGACUGGAAGGGGGGGAAGUGUCCGGACUGGAAGGGGGGGAAAGGGUUCCGGACUGGAAGGGGGGGAAAGUGGUCCUCGGAACCUGUCCGGACUGGAAGGGGGGAAGUGUCCGGACUGGAA
Messenger RNA from Staurois parvus, 519 nucleotides. Lineage: Eukaryota; Metazoa; Chordata; Amphibia; Anura; Ranidae. The record is from the annotation of a GenBank genome assembly.